This is a messenger RNA of Cotesia glomerata, 516 nucleotides long. RefSeq names its product neurexin-1-like. The coding region runs from base 47 to 355 and encodes 102 amino acids. NCBI's taxonomy places the organism in Eukaryota, Metazoa, Arthropoda, Insecta, Hymenoptera, Braconidae. The transcript has 3 exons. The record is from RefSeq and is a predicted model, not a curated record.
UUUUUUAUUAUGUUUUUAGGUAUCUUUCAGAACCGAAAAAUUAGGAAUGGAAUUGAUUGAAGCAGCGAAAUACGGAUCAUCGAAAGCCACGAUUUCGGGCAGACUCGAAUUUCAUUGUAGAGAACCUAAGUCAGAUCCUAUCACCUUUACUACGAAAGAUUCUCACCUAGUCUUGCCUCCAUGGAAAAGUUCAAAGUCAGGAAAUAUUUCAUUCAAGAUACGAACAAAUGAACCGGAUGGCCUUGUUAUGUACAGUCAAAGUGGAGCAUCUUCUAGAGGUGUCUUAAGGGUAAGGAACGUCCUUGAAGCUAUAAAAUGUACUCCACGAAAUAAAAUAAUUUAUUUGAUGCCGUAAGAUACACGGCGGAGUUCCUAGGAUAGUCCACCUUUACAAGCAUGGAAUGUUAUCAAUGUAUACUUGUAAACUUGUAAUUAAGGUGUUUUUCUGUUCUUUAGGAACUAUAGUUUCAGAGAAAAUAUCACUAGGAUGAAAAUAUAUUUCAUGUAAAACUUCUC